Messenger RNA from Phycomyces blakesleeanus NRRL 1555(-), 711 nucleotides. RefSeq lists its product as hypothetical. The record is from RefSeq and is a predicted model, not a curated record. Lineage: Eukaryota; Fungi; Mucoromycota; Mucoromycetes; Mucorales; Phycomycetaceae. Bases 1 to 711 code for a protein of 236 amino acids. The transcript is spliced from 2 exons.
AUGAAGAUCACUGGUAAAUACGCUCUUAUUUUUGCAGUCUUUCUUGGGUUGCUGUCUACUGAAACGAUUGCCCAUGGUCCGCACGCUGAUAGAGGCAACAGUACUGUAGAACAAAAUGAACCUCACACACAUCACAAAAAACUGCAAGACAGUUGUCGAAACUACCACGACCUGAUGGGCGAUCCCGAUUGGAAAAAGGGAGAACCUGGCCGAGAUCACAUGAAGCACAAGAGCAACGAUCGUACUGAUGGUAUUGACACCGAUCCAACGAAAACAAUCAACUCGACAAAAUCUGCCAUUGACAGUAUUGCUAGUCCUCAACUCCUAAAUAACAAAAGUGCUGGUGAUGGUUAUAUUGAUCUGGAGUCUAAUACAUCUAACAAGACCAAGAGUUCUAUCCAUCGUCCACAGAGUGCUCUAUCCACCUUUGUACCCACCGUAACUGUGAUUACAACAGAAACUGUCUACGCUAUUGAAACCCCAGCUCCAGUCCAGUCACCUAUCAAUGACGGAGAUACUUCAAAUGGGUCAGUGCCUGGAAUUGGCUCGAUGUUCAACGGGACCCAUGAUGCUCCUGCGGAUAGUACAACAUCAUCUAAUAGCAAUACCGAACUUGACAAUGUAGCUGAAGGAAGCUCAUCCCGUAUUGAUCCCACUAAUACAGUCGUUGCUCUUGUUGCGGCUGGAAUGCUCAUUUGUCAUUUCUUCUAA